Mytilus trossulus (common blue mussel) is the source of this 495-nucleotide messenger RNA. Its product is annotated as short-chain collagen C4-like. The coding region runs from base 1 to 495 and encodes 164 amino acids. The transcript has a single exon. NCBI's taxonomy places the organism in Eukaryota, Metazoa, Mollusca, Bivalvia, Mytilida, Mytilidae. The record is from RefSeq and is a predicted model, not a curated record.
AUGUUCUUAGGGUUUGCUGGAGGAGGUCCAUUUGCCCAGGACGGAGCAGCAGUAAAUUAUGUAUGCCUACCACACGAUCCAGACUUUUAUAAUGGAGACGUAUCUAUGAGUCCAUAUGGUCAUAUGAGUACUAUGUAUGACGCAGAGUACGAAGAUAAUUAUUUCGGUCCCAACAUGUUUCAGAAGGAUGUCCCAUGCGCUGUAUGUAGAGCUACCGAAGCGUCAUCUAUUCUGAUGAUACCAGGGAAAUCACAAUGCCCGUGGACAUGGAAACGAGAAUAUUAUGGAAGGCUUGCUGCUGGAGGCGAUGACGGAAAUGGAAUUGUUGCAGCUUCUGAAUAUGUUUGUGUUGAUUACAGUCCUGUCUCCUUAGAAGGCGGACAAGCCAACGAAGAUGGAAAGUUAUUUGUCCCUGUUAAAGCUGUUUGUGGGACACUGAGGUGUCCUCCGUAUAAGGAUAACGCAUUCUUAACAUGUGUUGUUUGUUCAAAAUAA